Molecule: messenger RNA, 1962 nt
Organism: Porites evermanni
Lineage: Eukaryota; Metazoa; Cnidaria; Anthozoa; Scleractinia; Poritidae
Source: the annotation of a GenBank genome assembly
AUGGAUCAGUGUAGAGUAACAGCCCCUUUCCUGACAAAGAAUAAUACCACUGAGGUGGCCUAUGACUGUAUGAUUUAUCAAGUUGUAAACAAGAGACUAGCAGAAAUGAAACAGCUGAGAGAGGGUCUGCAUGCACUCGGACUUGCUGAUCUCGUGGAUAGUCAACCUAAGGUCACAAAGGAACUAUUCAACAGUGUUGAUGAGGCUACUGUGAAUUCUGGUGUGCUCAAGCACAGAGUAAUGAAGGAUCACAGUAUCCCUGCAGGGUCCAGUGAAGAUCAGUCAUUCCAGUUCUUCCUUCAGUACCUGGAGGAGACAUGUCAAAGGAAACAAGGUAUGUAAAGAAGUCAGCUGGUGGACCACAAAAAUUAUUGACGAGAUUUCUUUCAAUUAUGUUUUCAAGUCCAUGAUUUUAAAGAAACAAAAUAUUUCCUCCUGAAUAUAAACAAUAUGCCGACACCAAAAAGAUGGAUAAAUAUUUAGAAUUGUAUGAAUUUUGUUCUCUUUUGGACCAAGUAAACUGUCAGCACCAUAGAGACGUACAUAAAUAAAGGCUAAACUGUAUCAAAAGAUGACUUAAAAUAAAAUUUCUCAUAUGCCUUCAAGACACCAGAUCAUCAAAUCUACAAUCUACAAUUUGAAGUUUGAUUGAGAUGUUCAUUUUCCCUCUGACAUGCUAUCAACUAAUGUUAAGCAUAAUGUAAUACAACUAUUUGUACUUUGAGGCUGAGAGACUCUUUUUGAAAUGCUUGUGGGGAAAUUUAAUUUACUUUUACAGGAAAUUACAGCGACCCCUGUUAAACUUGUAUCUCAUCAUUUGUGUAAGUACCAGGCGAAUGGACCUAAAGAAUUUGUGAGUAGUCAAAAAAUAUUACUGGGAUAUUAUUAUUGUUCACUUUACGGGCAUAAGGAAGCAUUUACUUACAACAUUGUACACAAGAUGCACACCGCGCAUUGUCAUCUCUUAUCAUCCAGCAUUUAAUUUUUAUUUGAUGUGGGUGUGGGGUGGGCAACAAUAUUGGGUUCAUAAUAACUGUAAAAAAAAAAGAGGUAAUUAUUGAUUACAGAUCCGCUUGCGUCAACCUAGUCAAAAGGCGACCAGUUUCUUGCCCGAGAUGCUCCUGAUAAAAUCAGUGGGGGUGGCUAAUUGGCAGUUGCUCCUGAUACCUCGACAAUCUGUGGCUUUGUACAUAGGAACACCAAGAUCAGGAUGCGUUCUGACGAAUGCGAAUAGAAAAAAUAUAGUCUCGAGAGAGAAGAGAGAGCAGGCUAUCAAUCUCUGCCAAUUUUGACUGACUAUGGAUAGUAAUAUUACAGGGAAGCAGUUUUAUUUCUACUGGAAGGCUGGAGAGGAAAUGGUAAGAAGGCGAUUCACCUGCUACAUGUUUAUUUUAUUGAAUUACUUUUCUAGGGAAAUCAAUAGAGAAAACUGCGAGUUACCCGUUGUUGAAAAUGAAUGACUGAAAAUAAGGGAAAAGAUAAAUGGGAUGGGGCAGGGGAUGCAAGUAUCAUGCACACUUCACCUCAAGAGCAAUGACAACAACAACAAAACUUUGUUAAUAAACAUAUAAAAUUACAGAAUUAUUGCCUGCAGCUAGCAGGGCUUUUCAAGGCGGGACCAGAAAAGUUUACAGUUUCCAAAUAAAUGAAUUAAAAAUUGUAAUAAGAAUGAGGACUACACAACGGACUAAAGAAAAGAAGGAUUAAAGAAAUUAAUAGUAAAAGUAGAAACUAAUAGGCAAAAAUUUAUUUUUUGACAGUUUUGGCUACUUUUACCUUUUUCAGUAAGGUGGGGAUAUCAAUAUCGCCAGUUUGCUGCUUUGCUUGCGACAUGUCAGUGAUUUUCUUCCAUUGAUUGUUUAGAUCUUGAAUUUCUUUCGUAACGUUUGGUUUUCUUUCCUUAGUUUCUCGGUUCUAGUCAUAGUUGAGGAAAAGUUAAAAGAUUUAGAAAAAAUUCAAUAA